AUGGAUGAUCCAGACGAUAGCUGUUGGAGUUGGCCGCAUUGGAAGUUUGGCUUGAAGAGGGAGGACCUCUUCACCAAGCUGCACGAGCAGUACAACACAAUACCGUCUUCGAUACAAGACCCCGAGGCAUUCCACCACGACGUCUACGAGAUCUCGCACGAAGCGAAUUCCGCUGACGAGUUUCAUCGUUUGCUCGAGGACCGCAAGCGACAGCGUCUCCGCGAAUUGAAUGACUCCCUAGAAUCCGCUUCGUUCGAAAUCAUUGCGAACCCUUCUCUCAUCGGCACCGAGCAGUGGCAACAUGCCGUGCAGCUCUUCCGCACGAGAUCGCUAGAUUCUCUCGUCCGUUACUUUGCAUCAUACCUACCCCAGGACCACCCAUGGUACAAAGCUCCGUCUUCAGCCUCGGCGUCCGAUGCCGGCAGCAGUGUCGGCUCGAUGACCAGCUCUCACGGCUCCCUGUUCGACGACGAUGAUGGUCCCAUCAUGACCGACGAGCCUUUGGAGUACUCGACCGCACUAUCGAUCUUGCCUCCUUCUCCUCGGUCCAUGACGAUGUGCUCAGAUUCGUCCGUUGCUUCGCCGAUUGAUGAUGCACAUUGCAACUACGGCUCCGACCCUUUGACACCGGCGCGCACGUUGUCAUUCUCUGAAUCCGAGCCCGAUUGCUGUCCCCUGCCAGAAUCCCACUCGCAUAGUUCACAUGACGAAGCAUCUCAAGCAGUCAGUGCUAAACCUGCAGCUGCGCCGAUGAUUUCCAAGGUGGACAUCACCUCGCCACAAACAAAAACAAGCCCCAAAAAAUAUCACCAUCACGUCCCCAUACAAGUGCAAUCGCCAGUCGAUGCCUCAGAAUCCUCGACACCGACACCGAAACCCGAAGGGCAGUCCACAGCGUUCUUCGACACCAAACCCUGUCUGCAACAUCGUCGGCACCGGAGUCUCUCCCCGUCACACCCACAUCCUCUCUCCGACCGUGAGCUCGAUUACAUCUACACCGCGCAUCAUCGCGAUCCACGGAAUUCACAACUGUCGAGAGUCAAACGGGAGUGCAGUCCCGUGGUGCAAAGGACUAGGAGAAGUCCUGGCGAGCCAGCGAGUAGGAUACAGAAACCCUUGCCUGAAACCUCACGGUCAAGACCUAGAGGUAGAAGAUGGGUCGAUUCAGGUUGCUAA
Molecule: messenger RNA, 1176 nt
Organism: Canariomyces notabilis
Lineage: Eukaryota; Fungi; Ascomycota; Sordariomycetes; Sordariales; Chaetomiaceae
Exons: 1
Coding region: 1-1176 (391 amino acids)
Source: RefSeq, a predicted model, not a curated record